AUGCAUAAUACUUAAUUCGUUUUGUUUUAAAUUCUUUUAAUAAAGUCAAACACAUUUCAUUUAAAAUGUUUAUAUUAAAAAUCAAGCUGGCAAUAGUUUACGCACCGCGCAUUGUUUUGAUUAGCAGAAUGAAGUUUCGAUGUUUUCAUAACUAUUCUAUUCUGAAUCUUAAAAUUAUGAAUUACAACGAUUAAAGAAGCUUGGAAUUAUGAGAAAAGAUUAGAGAUCGAAUAGUACAAUUCUUGGGACAAUACCAUUUUACUAGUUAACUUAAUUUUAUUCGAAAUCUUUAUUUCUAGAUAAGUAAAGUUCCUCCAUCUCUUUUCUAUGUUGAAACUCAUGUUUUUAUACUGAUCCUAUCCUUCAUUAAAUAAACAAUAAGCCAUGUCUGGACCAACAAUUUUUAAAAAAAUUUUCGUCUAUUCCAUUGGCUUUAUCAUUCGUUUCCUUAUUUUAAAAUACCCUGCAGUGACUGAAAAUCUGGGUAAACGCGUCGAAAUUUCGACUCCUGUAACAGCUUGGAGGAAAGCUAUUGAAGGUGUGCAUUUGUGGAAGCAAGGUGUUGAUCCAUAUGAUAGCGAUAUUUUUCAUGAGAGUCCAUUAGGUCUUGUAGCAUACAACUACCUCUUAACUCAUUAUCAAGAAUGGAUUCCUGUCAUAUUUGCUGCCUGUGAUGUCAUAACUGCAGUUCUUUUAUCUUUAACUGCGAAGAUAUAUCUUAAAAAGCUUGAUAAACAAGAAAGUGAUUCCAAAUUUCCUGAGAAUGCAAAUCCUGUGCUUUUAAAAGCUGAAGAUCUUAACUGGGUGCCUUUUUAUGUUUCAGUUUUGUAUUUGUUAUGUCCAUAUGCUGUGCUGUCUUGUGGGGGGAAAUCAACUGUAACAUUUCAAAAUUUAAUUUUGUCUUCAUUUCUGCUUGUUACUGUAUCAGGUUAUUGGUUACUUGCACCAGUAUUCCUUGCAAUCCUGUCCUGUCACACAUUUUAUCAUAUGUUUCUACUUGUUCCAUUGGUUAUGUAUACUUACCAAAGUAGUUGUGGACACAGCAAAAUGUAUGAUACAUUUAAGAUUCUUACUAUAAUCAUCCUUACCUUUGCAUUCAGUAUAACAUUAUUAAAAUCAUUUCAUGACAUGACUGGAUCAUGGAGCUUUUUGUCAUCCACUUAUGGAUUUAUAUUAUCUGCUCCAGAUUUAACUCCUAACAUUGGUUUAUUUUGGUAUUUUUUCACAGAAAUGUUUGAACAUUUUAGAAUAUUUUUCUUGUGGACUUUUCAACUGAAUGUGUUCAUAUAUGUCACACCACUAGCCAUUCGCUUAAGGAAGGAGCCUAUGUUUUUACUAUUUAUUUAUUUAGUUAUUAUAACAAUAUUUAAAUCAUAUCCCUGUAUUGGUGAUGUGGCUUUGUAUUUUUCUCUUCUACCAAUUUGGAGCCAUUUGUUUUGUUUUAUGAGGCAAAAGUUCAUUAUUGGCUGUGUCUUGGCUAGCUGCACUCUUUUAGGACCAACUCUGUGGCAUUUGUGGAUAUAUUCUGGAAGUGCAAAUGCCAAUUUUUAUUUUGGAAUUACAUUAGCAUUUAAUACAGGACAAGUUUUUUUACUUACUGAUCUUUUGUCAGCUUUUAUAAAGAGGGAAUAUUAUCUCCAAAAUGGUGUUAAGUAUAAUGAAGAUGGUAGUUUACCUGUUAUGAGACUUCAAUGAGAUAAACAAGGACUAGAUAGUAAAGCAACUCAUGUCAAAUUUUUCUUCGAUACGAAAAACAGUAUGCCACAAUUACUCCCAGAUGCUACUGAAUUGAUGUAUGCGAAAUUUAUUUUAUCUGAUGUUUAAAAUUUUCAUGCAUUCUUAGGAACAUGGAUGGCAUAGGUGCAAAGUACUUCAUAUUUAGAACUGACUUGAAAUAAUUUGAGUCCUAAAAAUUAUUAUUUCUCCUACAUAUGAUGGAACUUAACUAGAAAUAUAUUUAAUUAUAAUAAUGUCAAAGUUUUAUUUCAGGUCACAUGUUUUAUGAGACUCAUAAUUUUUUUGAAAUUAAGUAACUAAUAAUUUCUAAAUAACCACACAUGGAGGAGGAAAUCGUUAUUUAUCCCUCCUUAAAAUUAAUAUUUAGUCUUGGCCUUAGCUUGAAUCAAUGGUCAAAAUUUUGUUACAUUAAAGAAACAAAAAGUUAUGAGUUACUAGCAGUUUUAAGUGCCUAUUUUAAAAUUUCUAUGCAAUGAAUAAAUGGAUAAU
Parasteatoda tepidariorum (common house spider) is the source of this 2226-nucleotide messenger RNA. It is a transcript of the gene PIG-U, whose product is annotated as phosphatidylinositol glycan anchor biosynthesis class U. The record is from RefSeq and is a predicted model, not a curated record. Gene Ontology annotation, cellular component: membrane; GPI-anchor transamidase complex. Gene Ontology annotation, biological process: attachment of GPI anchor to protein. Lineage: Eukaryota; Metazoa; Arthropoda; Arachnida; Araneae; Theridiidae.